This is a messenger RNA of Didymodactylos carnosus, 720 nucleotides long. NCBI's taxonomy places the organism in Eukaryota, Metazoa, Rotifera, Eurotatoria, Philodinida, Philodinidae. The record is from the annotation of a GenBank genome assembly.
AUGCGUCUCUGUACGAAAGGACUUGUCAUCCUUUUAGAUUCGUCAUUACUUUCACCAAAAUUACGUUUAUUUAAACGUAUAAUCUUGAUUUUGAUUAUCAUUCAUUCAACUGAAACAGCACCAGUGCUAGAUAAACCUGAUCAACUGUGUUUUAUCGUAGAAACAUUAUGUAUUAAAUGUGAAUUACAUAGAAUUCAUAAAGCCUUAACCAAAGUAAAUGGAACGGCACACUCUAUUGAGAAUCAUGUAUUUCGUAACAUUAUAACGACCGGUAGAUUCUCUUCACUUAUUGAUUCGGUAAUUGAUCAUAUUCAAAUGCCCAGCUUAGUGUGGCCUCAUCGUUUUGCUCGACAGAACAAUAUUGGCAAAAUGACAAGCGAUAUGCAUGAUACACUGUUAUUGUUUUACAACACCAUCGAAAUAUUAAUUGAAGAAGGACAGACAUUUGAAGGGGACUUAGAUAAACCUUUCAGAGACAUUCAAAGUGGUUUGAGAGAUGAUGUUAUAUGUACAAUUCGAAUAAUUCUUUAUUCUUAUUCUACUCAAUGGUCAUUGAACAAUCGCGAUGAAAAACAAAUACAUUUUCAAAUAAAUCAAUUGUCUCGCGAAGCACCGUCAAUACAAUACAGAGUAAAAAGUGUUGUAUUGGCAAGAUUGUUAAAAGAAUGGAUCAGUAACUUGGCGAGUGUUAUUAGAAGUAUUGAGAAAAAAUUUGCUUAG